ACCUAACCCUAACCAACCGUACGAAACAAAGAACCGGGUGCGAUUUCGGUCCAGAUAAGAGACCGACUCUACCACUUGCAGAUUCCCCAUGGCAGAGGAGGAGAAGGUACAGGCGGAGGAGAAGGACCUCAUCGAGAUCCUGGAGCCGUCUUCCGGCCCGAUCGACCUGGCCAGGUACGUUGACUACGUGCGCGACCCGGCGGCGGGGGCCAUCGCCACCUUCGAGGGCACGACGCGCGACACCUUCGAGGGGAAGCGCGUGGUGGAGCUCCGGUACGAGGCGUACGUGCCGAUGGCGGCGCGGCGGCUGGCGGCCGUGUGCGCGGAGGCCCGCGCGGCCUGGCCGGUCCUCCGCGUGGCGGUGGCGCACCGCCUGGGGACGGUGGGCGUGGGGGAGGCGAGCGUGUUCGUGGCGGCGUCAGCGGUGCACCGGGCGGAGGCGAUGGAGGCGUGCCGCUACGUCAUCGACGAGGUGAAGGCGUCGGUGCCGAUAUGGAAGAAGGAGGUGUACGAGAACGGGGAGGUGUGGAAGGAGAACCGGGAGUUCUUGGAGAGGAGGGAGGCGGCCGUCGGCCCGGUCCCGGAGCGGAAGAAGGCGGCGUGCUGCUGCGGGAGCAAGGUGAGGGUGGAUGAGGCAGCAACGGAUGGCAAGAUAUCAGCCGUUUGAUGUGGAUUCAACGGCAGGCGGUGAACACAUCGGGCUCGUUUUGAGUUGGCUUUCAUCAUUUUAAUGAUUUGUCAAUCAAAUAAAAUCCCUUCUCGUCUCUGUAAACACAGCGAGUCUGCCUUUGAAAUCAACAAUAGAUGUUAUGAA
Musa acuminata subsp. malaccensis (wild Malaysian banana) is the source of this 814-nucleotide messenger RNA. RefSeq names its product molybdopterin synthase catalytic subunit. Gene Ontology annotation, cellular component: cytosol. Gene Ontology annotation, molecular function: molybdopterin synthase activity. The record is from RefSeq and is a predicted model, not a curated record. Lineage: Eukaryota; Viridiplantae; Streptophyta; Magnoliopsida; Zingiberales; Musaceae. Gene Ontology annotation, biological process: Mo-molybdopterin cofactor biosynthetic process.